Molecule: messenger RNA, 827 nt
Organism: Terrapene triunguis (Three-toed box turtle)
Lineage: Eukaryota; Metazoa; Chordata; Testudines; Emydidae
Product: thioredoxin domain-containing protein 2-like
Exons: 6
Coding region: 1-675 (224 amino acids)
Source: RefSeq, a predicted model, not a curated record
AUGCAGAUACGGUCAGGAAUCGGAUCUUGUGUUUCUCCUGCAAUUGUUGUGGAUAUAACAAGCACCAAAAUCAAAGCAGAUCUAGAUGGCGAGUCCCGCGACUGUUGUUCUGGUCUGAUCAUUAGCUUUUCUCCAUAUUUUGAUCCUUUCAGUGUUCAUCAUUGUAAAGAUGACCUGAAGACCAAGCAUUUCCUGGCAGUUAACAGCAGACUGAAAGGACUGAGGCACAAAGCCAAGGGCUUCCACCCCCAUCAGCCAGCUAUUUACUGGCUGGAGAUGCCCUCCUCAUAUGUCAUUUAUUGUAUUAAAACCAGCCUAGGGGUAGAACUUGCAAUGGCGAGUGUUUAUAUAAGAAUUAUACCAUCUCUGACAUUGCAGAAGGUAGAAUUUAGGACUGAAUUGACAUCUGCUGGUGAUAAGCUUGUAGUUGUUGACUUCUCAGCCACAUGGUGUGGACCAUGCAAAAUGAUCAAACCCUUUUUUCAUAGUCUUUGUGAGAAGUUCCCAGACGUCGUGUUUCUUGAAGUUGAUGUGGAUGAUGCUCAGGACGUUGCUUUAGAGUGUGCAGUCCAGUGCAUGCCAACAUUCCAAUUCUACAAGCAGGGCAACAAGGUGCAUGAAUUCUCUGGAGCAAACCGAGAGAAGCUGGAAGAGAAUAUUACCAAGCUACGCUGAUCGAACAGUGUGAACAGUUAAUGUUGACUGUUUAUAUAUAGCCUGUAACUUUUUCUACUUAUGGAGUCUAAUCAAGUUAGCUAAAUAUGUAUCCAAAAAUUUUGUCCCUUCAGACUGUAAAUGAGUACAAUAAAAUGUAAAUUCUUCACUUA